CCACGCCGAAACACCAGAACCGCAGCAGAAGAACUCGGCCAAGUGCUCUAUACUAGAGUACCGCUACGGCUGCGGCGGCAGGCUAAAACAGUCGAUGCGAAGCGGCGAUGCCGCGGGCAGCCUGGAGCGCGCAGUCGAAAGCAAUCGAGGCCGGAGCGGCGUCAUGCGGCGAGUAUGGAGGCGGGCGGGCCGCGGCGGCGGCUGGUGCACCUGGACCUGAAGGGCGCACCGCCCCGCGCUUCCUACCUGGCGGAGGUGCUGCCGCUCCUCCGCGCCCUGGGCGGCACCGGGCUGCUGCUGGAGUAUGAGGACACCUUUCCCUACGCGGGGCCGCUGGAGCCGCUGCGGGCUUCGCACGCUUACAGCACCGGGGAGGUGAGAGCGGUGCUGAACCAGGCCAAGGCCCAAGGACUGGAGGUGGUGCCGCUGGUGCAGACGUUUGGGCACAUGGAGUUUGUGCUGAAGCACAAAGAGUUCGCCCAUCUCCGGGAGGUGAAGGUGUUUCCCAACGCCCUCAACCCACACAAGGAGGAGUCACAGGCACUGGUCAAAGCCAUGAUUGACCAGGUCAUGGCACUGCACGAAGACUUAAAAUGGUUUCAUAUUGGAUGUGAUGAGGUCUACUACCUCGGAGAAGGAGAAGAGUCAAAGCAGUGGUUGCAGCAAGGAGACCACACUCUGGAGAAGCUGUGCUUAUCCCACAUAAAAGCAGUUGCAAGCUGUGUGGUCUCAUCUUACCCCACCGUGACACCCAUCGUAUGGGAUGAUAUGCUCAGGGGGAUGAGUGAGGAAACACUGGCAGAGUCUGGGGUCCCACAGCUUGUGCAGCCAAUGAUCUGGGACUAUGCAGCAGACCUUGAUGUGGAGAGCAAAGUGCAGCUUGUAGAGAAGUAUCGGAGAUGUGGCUUCUCCAAGGUGUGGUUUGCUAGUGCUUUUAAAGGAGCUACAGGAGUGAAUCAGUCUCUAACACUUAUUGGGCACCACUUAAAAAACCAUCUCCAGUGGCUGCAAGUGGCAAGCAGUAGCCCUGCUGAGGUCCUUGAAGGUAUCGCGCUGACCGGCUGGCAGAGGUAUGAUCACUUCUCUGUUUUGUGUGAGCUUCUCCCUGUGGCAAUUCCAUCACUGGCUGUAUGUCUGCAGGCACUAAAGAAUGGUGGCUAUUCAGAAAAGAUUAAAGAAGAUGUGGAAAAGCUUCUGGGAAUGCCCAACCUGGAAAUUGACACUUUCAUGAGCACAAGUGUGGGGACCUUUCCUGGGAGCAAUAUCCUUACUCUUGUGACACAAGUUAGUUUCUACCUCAAGUCAUCAGUGGAUGAACUUCUUGAAAGGAACAGAUACGUCACAGGCUGGUUCAGCCCCUACCACAGGAAAAGGAGGAUUGUUCACCCUAUAAUAAUGCAUCACUUUCAGCCUGAUGCAGUAAGUCUCCUCUCCAAGUGGAAUGCUGUGGUGCAAGACCUCCAAGCAGCCAUGGAGCAAGUUUUCCACGAGUGUACUGUAGAGGAGUGGAUGGAGGAGAACGUCCACCCAAGCCUACAGAAGCUUCAGCAAGUGGUGGAUGAUUUAGAUAAAGCAAUAAAGGCACAAAAUUAGGGGCAUUGCAAUUAGUCUGUUUUAUUCUGUGGAAAAAUAUGGCUAGUGGAAAUUGGCAACUAGUCAUGUUUGUCACUUUUAGAGCUGAAGCAAGAACUGUUAUUAAACAAAAGUGACCUGAAGGGAUAAAGAAAUUUAUUAGUGUAAUAGGCUUCAACUCUGUUUUAAUUUUCCUAACACAUUGCUGAGCCUUAAAUCACCUCCCCUGUAAGUCAGAUUUGCUCCCCUUGCAUAACAAUGCAGAAGUGAGUCAGAACAUGGCUAGAUUGCAA
This is a messenger RNA of Dryobates pubescens (Downy woodpecker), 1865 nucleotides long. It is a transcript of the gene HEXD, whose product is annotated as hexosaminidase D. The coding region runs from base 175 to 1593 and encodes 472 amino acids. The record is from RefSeq and is a predicted model, not a curated record. Lineage: Eukaryota; Metazoa; Chordata; Aves; Piciformes; Picidae. The transcript is spliced from 12 exons. Gene Ontology annotation, molecular function: hexosaminidase activity. Gene Ontology annotation, biological process: carbohydrate metabolic process.